Aspergillus pseudotamarii is the source of this 341-nucleotide messenger RNA. RefSeq lists its product as uncharacterized. The transcript is spliced from 3 exons. The coding region runs from base 34 to 309 and encodes 91 amino acids. The record is from RefSeq and is a predicted model, not a curated record. NCBI's taxonomy places the organism in Eukaryota, Fungi, Ascomycota, Eurotiomycetes, Eurotiales, Aspergillaceae.
UGGUGAUCAUGGCUGCCAUUGAGGAUAUCCUCCAUGGCGAUUCGUGCCAUGUGGUUUUCGUCCCAGCCUAACUUUCACGAGGAUUCGUAUACAUGCUGCGAAACGAAACUUCCCAGAGGCAUGGGAACACCCUCCCAGAUACUCUUGCUUGGAGUAACAGCGGUGGCAUUCCUUUUCCCCGCUUACCCUAAGUUGCUCUGCUGGGUCCAUUUUGGAUCGUCUCUUGUCAUAACGGUGAUAUCCGAGUCGUGUGACCUAAUAAAAUCGUUCGCAGUCCAUCCCUUAACGAACAAUGCAAUCAGUACAUGAAGGCAUUGUCCGAAGGACAACUGAGCCACUGC